Molecule: messenger RNA, 357 nt
Organism: Suillus plorans
Lineage: Eukaryota; Fungi; Basidiomycota; Agaricomycetes; Boletales; Suillaceae
Exons: 5
Coding region: 1-357 (118 amino acids)
Cellular component (GO): cytosol
Source: RefSeq, a predicted model, not a curated record
AUGCCCAGCGAUCUUUAUGCCGUAGCAGAUUUCUGUCUCAUCCCAAUGGGAACAGGAGAAUCUUCCGUUGCCGAAUAUAUCGCAGAGUGUCAGAGAGUCUUGGAAAAAUCAGGGCUGACGUUCAAGGUGAGCAUGGGCAACGGGUACGGCACUAAUCUUGAGGGGCCUUGGAGUGAAGUGUCUCAAGCCAUACAUGAUUGCCAUACUGCAGUUCACGCCAAAGGUGCCCCUCGAGUUGCCACAGACAUCCGUAUUGGUACACGCGUAGAUCGAGAUACCCCCGUGGGUGAUGGCAAUGAUCACAAGGUGAAACGCGUAGAAGAGAUCCUAGCGAGAGAGAGAGCAGCUGCAUAUUGA